Gekko japonicus is the source of this 474-nucleotide messenger RNA. Its product is annotated as poly [ADP-ribose] polymerase 2-like. Bases 8 to 358 code for a protein of 116 amino acids. Lineage: Eukaryota; Metazoa; Chordata; Lepidosauria; Squamata; Gekkonidae. The record is from RefSeq and is a predicted model, not a curated record. Gene Ontology annotation, molecular function: NAD+ poly-ADP-ribosyltransferase activity. The transcript is spliced from 3 exons.
UGCUGACAUGUCCUCUAAGAGCGCCAAUUACUGUUUCGCCACCCGUGAGAGAGACAUUGGCCUACUCUUGCUUUCAGAGGUGGCUCUGGGCGAAUGCAACGAACUGCUGGAGGCAAAUCCCGAAGCCGUGAAUUUGCCGCCCCACAAGCACAGCACCAAAGGGCUCGGCAAGCUGGCCCCGGCCAACAGCACCACUCUGCAUGAGGCUGUUGUUCCUAUGGGUCCAGUCGGGGAGACAGGUGUGGUAAACCCCCACGGCUACACCCUGAACUACAAUGAAUUCAUCGUCUAUGACCCGCAGCAGGUGCGGAUGAGGUAUCUCCUCAAGGUGCACUUCAAUUUUACUCAGCUCUGGUGAGAGCGGGCAGGUGAAGACUGACGGAAGGAAGACAGAUUCUUUUCCCGCCUUUUUGAGUGCCUUCAGCUAGAGGGAGACUUAAAAGGAUCAACCCCUUGCUGCUGAUUGACGUUCCU